GAUCUAUCUACCCAAUAGCAGUAAGGAAUAGUGGAUAUUAGCUUCUAUCUUGAUUGGUGGAAUGUGGCAAAUCAGCCCAUUGAUUUUAUUCUGGAGGUAAAUUGUAGUAUUGGGUUGUUUUCACUUUUUAUUACUAUAAUCUGCAUAUACAUUUUUAUUUUUUAUUUUGUGUGGGGGGUGCUUAAGUGGUGGCCCAAUGUUCUCUUUCUUUAUCAUCUCCUAAAAAAGUCAGUGCUGUUUGGAUUAUACACUUGCUUCAAUUUAUCCAUAUAUGUAUGGAUAUUACGAAGUAGGAACUUAAAAUUAUAUUUAUACUAUAGUAUUAUAUUUUUUAGAAGACAGGCAUAAAUUUGUAUAUGUUUAAAUGAGUGACACAACCACAAUAAUUUGUACAAGGAGAAGGUUGAAUAAUGGCAACAGCGAAUCUUCGCUUUGUAUAGCACUGUCAAGCAUGUGAGGUUAGGUGAUUAGGAUAAACGUCCAAUUAAGCAUUUUAUCAACAACAUAUAACAAUAAUUGGAUAACUUUAAUAUAAUAAUUAAUAAAUUAUGAUAUUAAUCAAGGGCCAGAUCGUCACUCCCUCGCUUAACCAAUUAUAUGCGGCCAACACAAAUUUGGCCUAUAGCUUUUUUUCUUCUUCUUUUUGGAAAUUGAAGUCUCUUAUGUACAAACUUGGCUUCUAGCUUUAUCACAGUGCUUUUUUUGGUUUUGUGGUGCUAAUUUUUGUUAUUAUUAUUUAUUGAUUUGUGCUUUAAACAAAGCAACAUUUUGUUCUAAUCUAUUUUGCUAACUCAAUUGAAAAGAUGUGUAGAUGGAAAUUUCUACGUGGGAGUUGGAACGUUAUAGUCCUGAGUUUUCUACUUGUUAUUAGACCAACUAUCGUUUACUAAUUUAUAAGGAUUCCCUUUUUUAGAAAAGGAAAAAUAUGGAGUCCUUAAUGACGCUAUCAUGUACAAUAGUGAAUUAAAUAAAACCGUUGUCCCAGUUGGUCCACUUAAUAUUUCAUCUACUAUAUGUGUUAAUUAUUAACAUUGCUAGUCUAUUGUUUGUAUAAUUAACAUAAUUUGAAUAUGCAGCUCCAGCUGUCUUAUUUAAGCAAUUCAUAGGUCAUUUCAUAUUUUCUUACAGUCCUAAAUCAAGACUUUGCCAAUUCAAUUUAACUAACCUCUUGAUCAAAAUUUACACAUAAUUUAACAGAUUUUGCUUCAGUUUUGUUACCUUAUAAUAGAUUUCACUUCUUUUUGCCUAAUUUUUCUUGAGUUUUUGCAUGUUAAAACCUUGAGUCAACCCACAGGUUUUUACAUGCCAGUAGUCCAUGUGCAUUUACACAAAUUGCAGCACACGUUGCAGCAAGAACUAGCACAAAAGCAUGCAUAAUGACUGAGUAAAUACAAUCACAGCUUGAUCCAAUCAUUUAAAACAAUUAAUCAUCUAAUUAGUCAGCUCUAAAAUACAAUUCAAUCUCAUAACUAAUAAUAGAAAUAGAGGACAACCCUCCCUCAAUCCAACCCAACUCAACAAGUUGCAAUAGUCUAAGUGUAAAAAAACCACAAAAAAGAUUUUCACUCUUGGAAUGUGUCAGUUAUAAAUAGGCCUCUCCAUCUCACACCACAAUCACCAAAUCUUUCAUGUGUCAAAACAACAACAUGGAGACUCAAAAAGCAUUAGUGUUGCUUACUCUUACCCUUGCCAUCCUAACCACCUCUGCCAAUGCUCAACUGAGAACUGACUUCUACAGAAGCACAUGCCCCAACGUCGAGUCCCUCGUCCGCUCGGCCGUGCAGGCCAAGUUCCGGCAGACUUUCGUGACUGCUCCGGCCACCCUUCGCCUCUUCUUCCACGACUGCUUUGUCAGGGGAUGUGACGCUUCGAUUAUGAUCGCGUCGCCUAACGGGCAGGCGGAGAAGGACCAUCCCGACAACCUUUCUCUUGCCGGAGAUGGCUUCGAUACUGUUGUUAAGGCCAAGGCAGCCGUGGACAGCAACCCUCAGUGCCGGAACAGAGUUUCAUGUGCUGAUAUAUUAGCAUUGGCUACGAGAGAUGUUGUCAACUUGGCUGGAGGUCCAAACUACCCUGUGGAAUUAGGAAGAAGAGAUGGUAGAAUUUCUACCAUGGCCAGCGUACAACGCCAACUACCCGGUCCAGGCUUCAACCUAGACCAGCUCCGAGCGUUGUUCGCCAACCACGGUCUGGACACCACCGAUCUCGUGGCACUAUCAGGGGCGCACACGAUCGGGUUCUCCCACUGCAGCCGGUUCUCAAGCCGGGUGCGGGGGCAGGGGGACCCCACGCUGAACCCACAGUACGCGGCACAGCUGAGGCAGAUGUGCCCGAUCAACGUGGACCCGCGCAUCGCGAUCAACAUGGACCCGGCGUCGCCCAACACGUUCGACAACGCCUACUUCAGAAACCUGCAGGGUGGGAGGGGGCUGUUCACCUCCGAUCAGGUGCUCUUCACCGACGGCAGGUCCAGGAACACCGUGAACCAGUUCGCCAACAGCAACACCGCCUUCAACCAGGCCUUCGCCACCGCCAUGACCAAGCUCGGCAGGGUUGGGGUGCUCACCGGCAACCGGGGUGAGAUUAGGAUUGAUUGCACAAGGCCUAAUUAAAUUUCUUUUUUCAUACCAAAUUAAUUUUUAUUGAAUGUUCAUAUUUGCAAAUAAGAAGUACUAGUCAUGUAUUUGGUGUGAUUCGGAAGAAUGUGAAUUUGUUGGAGUGCCUUACUUUACUGAGCUUGUAAUAACGUGAAGAGUGAAGAAUGAAGAAUGAAGAAUGAAGAAUGAGAUUUUCGAGUUCUAACAAAA
Molecule: messenger RNA, 2807 nt
Organism: Salvia splendens (bonfire salvia)
Lineage: Eukaryota; Viridiplantae; Streptophyta; Magnoliopsida; Lamiales; Lamiaceae
Product: peroxidase 16
Exons: 4
Coding region: 1629-2612 (327 amino acids)
Biological process (GO): response to oxidative stress; hydrogen peroxide catabolic process
Molecular function (GO): peroxidase activity; heme binding
Source: RefSeq, a predicted model, not a curated record